GCAUAUGAUUGCUCCAUGGCGAAGAAGAGGAGAGCUGAAGAUCAGGCUUUGGGUGUCCCAGUCAACAAAAGGAAAUCUCUGCUAAUGAAGCCACGACACUACAGCCCAAACAUGGACUGCCAUGAAGACCGCGGUGACAGGACAGAGGACGAUGGUUUCUUGGAAACACAUGAUCACUCUACUGCAGAAGAAAUCAUGAUUAAAUCUAUGGAUGAAAACCUUCAUUCAACUGCACAAGAAAACGCCAACAGGAAGGAAGACAGAUACUCUUGUUAUCAAGAACUGGUGGUGAAGUCUUUAAUGCACUUGGGGAAAUUUGAAAAAAAUAUGUCUGUUCAGCCCGUAGGUGAAAACUUAAAUGACAGUGGCAUCCAGUCUUUAAAAACAGAGAGUGACGAAGCGGACGAGUGCUUUAUGAUUCACUCUGAUGAUGGAAGAGACAAAAUCGAGGAUUCCCAGCCAGCGUUCUACUCCUCCGAUGACAAUGAAAGUAACUCAGAAAGUGCAGAGAAUGGCUGGGACAGUGGCUCCAACUUGUCAGAAGAAACCAAACCACCUAGGGUUCCAAAGUAUGUUUUAGCAGAUCAUAAAAAAGACCUACUAGAAAUUCCCGACAUAAAAACUGAAGGUGAGAAAUUUAUCCCUUGUGAGAACAGGUGUGAUUCUGAAACGGAAAAGAAUGCUCAUGUAGAAUCCCUGGAUGGCAAACCCCAGCCUUCCUUCCCUGAGAUUGAGAAAGAAGGGGCCGAGAGCCUGGCAACAGUGACAGAAGACUCUAGUGACCUGGAGAAAGCCAAGGGGAACUUAAGUUGGCUGGAGCAGGCCAUUGCGCUGCAGGCUGAGCGAGGCUGCGUUUUCCACAACACCUACAAAGAGCUGGACAGGUUUCUACUGGAGCAUCUAGCAGGGGAAAGGAGACAAACCAAAGUUAUUGACGUGGGUGGAAGACAAAUCUUUAACAAUAAACAUUCACCAAGGCCUGAAAAGAGGGAGACCAAGUGCCCCAUCCCUGGCUGUGAUGGCACAGGACACGUGACGGGGCUCUAUCCCCACCACCGCAGCCUUUCGGGGUGCCCCCACAAGGUGCGGGUGCCUCUGGAAAUUCUUGCCAUGCAUGAGAAUGUGCUCAAGUGUCCCACCCCAGGAUGCACAGGACGGGGUCAUGUGAACAGCAACCGCAACACACACAGGAGUCUUUCUGGUUGUCCAAUUGCUGCAGCUGAAAAGUUGGCCAUGUCCCAGGAUAAAAAUCAGCUUGACUCUUCCCAAACCGGGCAGUGUCCUGACCAAGCCCACAGGACAAGCUUGGUGAAGCAAAUUGAAUUCAAUUUCAGAUCACAAGCCAUCACCUCUUCCAGAGCCACAGUGUCAAAAGAACAAGAGAAGUUUGGAAAAGUACCAUUUGAUUAUGCCAGUUUUGAUGCCCAAGUUUUUGGUAAACGCCCCCUCGUACAAACAGGACAAGGACGAAAAACACCACCAUUUCCUGAAUCAAAGCAUUUUUCAAAUCCAGUGAAAUUUCCUAACCGACUGCCUAGUGCAGGCGCCCACACACAGAGCCCGAGCCGUGCCAGCUCUUAUAGCUACGGUCAAUGUAGUGAAGACACCCACAUAGCAGCAGCUGCUGCCAUCCUGAACCUUUCCACCCGCUGCAGGGAAGCCACAGACAUCCUCUCCAACAAACCACAGAGUCUGCAUGCCAAGGGAGCCGAGAUAGAAGUGGAUGAAAAUGGCACAUUGGACUUAAGCAUGAAAAAAAAUCGAAUCCUGGACAAGGCUGCACCCCUGACUUCCUCUAACACCUCUAUCCCAACUCCUUCCUCUUCCCCAUUCAAAACAAGCAGCAUUCUGGUCAAUGCAGCAUUCUACCAGGCUCUUUGUGAUCAAGAGGGCUGGGACACUCCUAUCAACUAUAGCAAAACUCAUGGGAAGACAGAGGAGGAGAAAGAGAAAGACCCAGUCAGCUCUCUAGAACAUUUAGAGGAAAAAAAGUUUCCUGGAGAGGCCUCUAUACCAAGCCCUAAACCCAAGCUCCAUGCAAGAGAUCUCAAAAAGGAACUAAUCACCUGUCCAACCCCAGGAUGUGACGGAAGUGGCCACGUGACAGGAAACUAUGCCUCACAUCGCAGUGUUUCCGGAUGUCCUUUAGCGGAUAAGACUCUUAAAUCCCUCAUGGCUGCUAAUUCUCAGGAGCUUAAGUGUCCAACCCCAGGGUGUGACGGUUCCGGGCAUGUGACUGGCAACUACGCUUCCCACAGGAGCUUGUCCGGAUGCCCACGUGCACGGAAAGGUGGUGUCAAAAUGACCCCUACCAAGGAAGAAAAAGAAGACCCUGAACUUAAAUGUCCUGUGAUAGGAUGUGACGGUCAAGGUCACAUAUCAGGUAAAUACACAUCCCACCGCACAGCUUCUGGCUGUCCCCUGGCUGCCAAGAGACAGAAGGAGAAUCCUCUCAACGGGGCCUCCCUCUCCUGGAAACUGAACAAGCAAGAGCUGCCACAUUGUCCCUUACCAGGCUGCAAUGGGCUGGGCCAUGUAAAUAAUGUUUUUGUCACCCAUAGAAGCUUAUCUGGAUGUCCUCUCAAUGCACAAGCUAUCAAAAAAGGCAAAGUCUCUGAAGAACUCAUGACCAUCAAGCUCAAAGCAACCGGGGGUAUAGAGAGUGAUGAAGAAAUUAGACAUUUGGAUGAAGAAAUAAAGGAACUGAACGAAUCCAACCUUAAAAUUGAAGCAGAUAUGAUGAAACUUCAAACCCAGAUCACGUCCAUGGAGAGCAACUUAAAGACGAUAGAGGAGGAGAACAAACUCAUAGAGCAGAACAAUGAAAGUCUGCUGAAGGAGCUGGCAGGUCUGAGCCAAGCUCUCAUUUCAAGCCUUGCCGAUAUCCAGCUUCCACAGAUGGGACCAAUCAGCGAGCAGAAUUUUGAAGCCUAUGUAAAUACGCUCACAGACAUGUACAGCAAUCUGGAACGGGACUAUUCCCCAGAAUGCAAAGCUCUGCUGGAAAGUAUCAAACAGGCAGUGAAGGGUAUCCAUGUGUAGGAUCACAGCGCUGCCGGGCAACAGAAAUUACCAACAGCAGUCAACUCCAGAUGGAUCUGUUAGAGGUUCGUGUCCUGCUUAGGCAUGGAGGUGGCCGUACCGCAUUUACAAUUGCAACAUUGCACUAAUUUUUUUUCCCCCCUGCUGACAUUAAAAAACGGAAAGAAAAACUAUGAUAGACUCUUUGGAUUAAAAGCGAUGCAUUCAAUGAUUAUAUCUUAUUUAUUUUCGUAUGUUUUUUUUCCUUUUGUUUCUUCAUUGCACUCUUUUUUUGUAAAGUAUAUGUAAAAUAAAUGUGACAUUUUUAUAAUUUAUUUAUUACUAA
Carlito syrichta (Philippine tarsier) is the source of this 3367-nucleotide messenger RNA. It is a transcript of the gene ST18, whose product is annotated as ST18, C2H2C-type zinc finger. Gene Ontology annotation, cellular component: nucleus. The record is from RefSeq and is a predicted model, not a curated record. Gene Ontology annotation, molecular function: zinc ion binding; RNA polymerase II cis-regulatory region sequence-specific DNA binding; DNA-binding transcription factor activity, RNA polymerase II-specific. Gene Ontology annotation, biological process: regulation of transcription by RNA polymerase II. Lineage: Eukaryota; Metazoa; Chordata; Mammalia; Primates; Tarsiidae. The transcript has 18 exons. The coding region runs from base 16 to 3042 and encodes 1008 amino acids.